Benincasa hispida (wax gourd) is the source of this 2798-nucleotide messenger RNA. Its product is annotated as putative L-type lectin-domain containing receptor kinase VI.1. NCBI's taxonomy places the organism in Eukaryota, Viridiplantae, Streptophyta, Magnoliopsida, Cucurbitales, Cucurbitaceae. The record is from RefSeq and is a predicted model, not a curated record. Gene Ontology annotation, molecular function: protein kinase activity; ATP binding; carbohydrate binding. Gene Ontology annotation, biological process: protein phosphorylation.
AUCAAAUAAAUAUUAAUCUGCCAAAAUGAUCAUAAUUCAACUAACAUAAGACUUACUAAAAUAAUAUUUUAAAGUAGGAAGUAUUUUAAAACCAUAAAUAUUCAUGAAUUAAGUCCUAAUUAACUAAUUCCGGUGUUUAUAGUCAAUUAAUCAUUGAUCAGAUGAGUAGUACCGGUGAAAGGUAUCGGUCUGAAUCAUCUGAUGGUCGAGGAGGCAGUCAUUACUACGCUACUUUAUUUUGUCUCCACCGGCUCCAUAAUGGCUUAUUGGCUUGAAUGAGUCUAUCCAUUUAUCUUUUCUCAUUUUAGUUGGAAAUCUAAUAUGUGUGGCAUUGCCAUCAUCUUCGUCAAUCUGCACAUGAAAGGUUAUUUGUUUUCGUCUUCAACCUCUGAAAUUUCAAACUUUCCCCAUCAAACCGUUUCAUCUCUCAUUCCCAAUGACUUUGCUCUUCUUCUCCAGCCUUCAAAAUUCAGCGACUCUCUCAAACUUUGAUUCCCAAGUCAAUAAACAAUCUGGGGUUCUCCACAAAAUUGACCAAUUCCAUAUCUCUUAUUUAUAAUUAAGUAAUAACAAUUGAGUUCAAAAGCUGACCCCAUGUUUAAUCCUUGUUUGGAGCUUUGUUUUUCUUACAAGCUCACAUGGCUAUUGCAGCUCCUCUGACUCUUCUUUCUGUGUUCCUCUUUUUGUUAGCUCAUUCUGUGCAGUCUUCAUUUCUCUACCAUGGAUUCAACGAUACACCACUUGAUCUGGAAGGAGCUUUUGUUGUGAAACCAUCUGGUGCGUUGAGGCUCACCAAUACAUCGCAUUAUGUUAUCGGCCACGCAUUCCAUCCGACUUCAGUCCAGAUGUUUUAUAGAAGUUCCGACUCAUUUCCGAAUGUUUCAUCCUUCAGCACAACUUUUGUUUUUGCAAUCGAUCCUUCAAGCCCCGGCCAAGGCGGAUACGGCUUGGCCUUUGCCAUAGCUCCAUCAACCCAAUUUGCAGAUGUAGACAGUGGACACUUUCUUGGAUUGUUCAAAUCUUCCAACAAUGGUAACCCUUCAAACCAUAUAUUUGCUGUUGAAUUUGACACUGUAAAUGGGCAUGACGAAGAAAGGAACACCGAAGGAAACCAUAUUGGGAUCAACAUCAAUGGCAUUUCAUCAGUUGCAUCCAAACCUGCUUCUUAUUCCGACUAUGGUGAAGCUAAUGAACACGACCUGCAAAUUGAUUCAGGCGAUCGUAUCAUUGCUUGGAUUGAAUAUGAUGGCCCCAAGAGAAUAGUGAACGUCACAAUAGCUCCCUCGAAGCGCCAGAAAAAACCAACAAAGCCACUCCUUUCCCAUCCGAUUGACCUGACACCUAUUCUAAAGGAACAAAUGUUCGUCGGAUUCUCAGCUUCAACCGGAGAUAAAACAAGCUCUCAUUACAUUUUGGGAUGGAGUUUUGCAGUGAAUGAACCAGCACUUCCCCUGAAUUACUCUCUUAUUCCCUACCCACCAAAAGAGCAAGAUUCUGUUUCUUCACCACCCAACUCCCACUUCAAGGUUUUUAUAGCAGUUAUUUCUGUUGUAGCCAUUCUAGGGAUUCUUUUCUUAGCUUUCUGGUAUAGAAAAAAGAGGCAUACUGAGAGGCUUGAGGAUUGGGAAAGAGACUGUCCUCACAGAUUCCACUACAGAGACCUCUACACAGCAACAAAAGGAUUUAAAAGUAGCGAGCUAAUUGGAAUUGGGGGGUUUGGCUCAGUGUACAAAGGUCAGAUACGUUCAACUGGAAUUGAGAUUGCAGUGAAGCGAGUAAGAAGAAACUCAGGCCAAGGAAUGAAAGAAUUCGCAGCAGAAAUCGAAAGCUUGGGACGAUUAAGACACAAGAACUUGGUGAAUCUCCAAGGAUGGUGCAAGAAAAAGAACGAUCUGCUCAUAGUUUACGAUUAUAUUCCAAAUGGAAGCCUCUAUUCUCUUCUGUAUCAUCCAAAAAACAACAACAUAUUGAAUUGGAAACAAAGAUUCAACAUCCUUAAAGGAAUUGCAGCAGGAUUAUUGUACCUCCACGAAGAGUGGGAGCAAGUAGUGAUCCACCGAGAUGUAAAGCCAAGCAAUGUUCUAAUAGACGCCGACAUGAAUCCUCGAUUGAGCGAUUUCGGUCUAGCCAGGCAAUACGACCACGACGAAGCAUCGCACACGACUGGCGUCGUCGGCACGAUCGGCUACAUAGCGCCGGAGUUGGUUCGGACAGGGAAGGCGUCGAAAAGCACGGAUGUGUUUGGGUAUGGAGUUUUGCUUCUGGAAGUGGCUUGUGGAAGAAGACCUCUGGAAUCGGAACAGUUCAUACUGGUGGAUUGGGUGAUGGAGCAGUAUGAAAAGGGAGGGAUUCUUGAUGCGGCUGAUCCAAAGUUGAAUUCGGUUUAUGAGGCUGAGGAGAUGGAGAUGGUUCUGCAAUUAGGACUUCUUUGUACUGACCAGAGACCAGAAGCUCGGCCGACGAUGAGACAGGUGACAAGAAUCCUUCACGGAGACGAUGACCUUCCGGCGGUGGACGGCUGGGCUUGUUCUCAAAGUUACUCCAAAUAUAACUCAAGAAUGACUGAAGUAAUUUCAGCGACGUCUUACCUUUCGUCCUCCAUUGGCGCUAUUUCUUCUAGUUCCAUAGAUGCAGGCCGGUAGUUAACGAUUUACUUCUAUUUUGUAUUUUCUUUUUAGUUUUUUAUUUAGACAUGUUUGUUAUUAGUGCAUCGUAUCCAAAAGUUUUAAAUAGGGUUAAGUUGAAGAAUAAUGUAUCUUUUUAAAUAAUGACAAAAAUAUGGUAUAUUGGAAAAAAAA